Messenger RNA from Labrus mixtus (cuckoo wrasse), 13986 nucleotides. RefSeq names its product zinc finger and BTB domain containing 20 (gene zbtb20). Bases 487 to 2538 code for a protein of 683 amino acids. NCBI's taxonomy places the organism in Eukaryota, Metazoa, Chordata, Actinopteri, Labriformes, Labridae. The record is from RefSeq and is a predicted model, not a curated record. The transcript is spliced from 5 exons. Gene Ontology annotation, molecular function: protein binding. Gene Ontology annotation, biological process: regulation of immune system process; negative regulation of transcription by RNA polymerase II; regulation of cytokine production.
CGAUGUAUAGUUAAAAAAUGGGAGGGCACACUUGAACCGAGCUGCUCUAUGAAGGUAGGCUGCAGCGUGUGUUUAUUGAUGAGAUGAAAAGAAGAUGGAAGUGAGAAAUGAAACAAAGUAAAGGAACAUAUUGAAAAAAUAAAACUGUACGCGCUUCGUCGGGGGAAAAUAGGGGGAGCCGAGGAAACGCUGUCGGCCACUUUUGACAAGCUUCGAAGUGCAGGUUCAUGGUCAGUUCAGCCUUUCCCAACAUGCUUUGAGAGGAAGGCAGGGCAACACCCAGUGCAGGUCACACAGGCAAACAAAGACACACUCACACAGAGCAGCACAUGAUUUGGACAGAGAGGACUGACAGCCUUGCCUUGCACUCGGCCUCUGAUCAGCCAUCUCCACCAGCAAACUGAAGUUUGACCCGCACUUCAUCACCAGCCACACAAGCAUCUUUGGAACAAAACGUCAUCUAACUGUGACAUCAGUUGCAAGGGGAUGACCGAGCGCAUUCAUAACAUCAAUCUUCACAACUUCAGCAAUUCUGUACUUGAGACCCUCAAUGAGCAGCGCAACCGUGGGCACUUCUGUGACGUGACUGUUCGGAUCCAUGGAAGUAUGCUGCGUGCUCACCGCUGUGUGCUGGCUGCUGGAAGCCCCUUCUUUCAGGACAAGCUGCUCUUGGGCUACAGCGACAUUGAGAUCCCUUCUGUGGUCUCGGUGCAGUCCAUCCAAAAGCUGAUUGACUUUAUGUACAGUGGGAUUUUGCGGGUGUCUCAGUCAGAGGCCUUGCAGAUCCUUACUGCCGCCAGCAUCCUUCAGAUUAAGACCGUCAUCGAUGAGUGCACCCGCAUCGUUUCCCAGAAUGUGGGCCUGGCUGGGCCGGGUGAGUUCCCUGUUAUACCGGGAGACUCUGGUCAGGAAACACCCCGCGGCACGCCAGAGUCAGGAACCUCCGGGCCCAGCAGCGACGCAGAGUCGGGUUAUAUGCAAGCAACAUCACAGCAAAGCAUUGAUCGUGCAUACACAUCACUGUACUCCUACUCUGGCCUCUCGCUGCAGAACGGCACCCGUGAGCGCUCCAUGUACAUAAACCCUCUGUCUUCAAACUACGACACCACUCUUGGCACUCAGAAGAACCAGCAAUCUCAAAAUCCGCCCUGGAUGAACCGCAUCCAGGAGAGAUCUCAACAGGUCGACCGCUUCAUCUCCACAGCAGAGUCCACUCACUGCCGCAAACAGCCCCGACCGUCACGCAUCCAGACGGGAGGGAUGCACAUAAAGCAGGAGGCCGAAGACGAGUACGGCUGCUACGAGAAUUUGGGGGAUUGCCAAGACGACACCGACCACACUGAGGGUGUAGAGAGCGAGACCAAGGUUGAAAGUUUUGACUCAGGUGUGAGCUCCUCCAUCAGCACCGAGCCAGAUGCUAUGGAACAGCAGCCGUUCCUGAUGGGCUUUAGAGAGGGGGGCGGCGAAGGGCAUCAAGGUGAAGGAGGGGGUCCUGUGCAUAUAGAGGUCAACGACUCGUCCCCUGAGCAAGUGCAAGAGAUGGACGACGGGGACACAUCCCACAGCACUAGUGACAGUAGCAUGAUGCAGACCCUGCCAUACUCAGUCAUGUCCCAGUCCCUGCCGAGUGCCCAGCACUACAUGCGCAAGGCAGAAUCACACACCAGCAACCUGAGGAUGCCGAUCACCGUGACCAGCAACUCCCAAGUGAUGGGCCCUGGUGGAAGCCCCUUCCUGCCCACACUCUUUCCCACUCAGCCGGCUAGAGACAGCAAGCCUUUCCUUUACCUUCCUGGCCAGCAGCAGCCCCAGUUCGUGGCGGUGCCGCCCCCUGCAAUGCCAUCAUUCCCCAACCCAAUGUCGGUACAGCAAGCACCAUCUCAGCAACAACAGGCUGGAGGAGGGAUCAGUGCGGGGGAGAAGAAGCCGUAUGAAUGCACUCUCUGCAGUAAAACUUUUACUGCUAAACAAAACUACGUCAAACACAUGUUUGUCCAUACUGGUGAGAAACCUCAUCAGUGCAGCAUCUGCUGGCGCUCAUUCUCCCUGAAGGAUUACUUAAUCAAACACAUGGUGACACACACAGGAGUGCGGGCCUACCAGUGCAGCAUCUGCAACAAGCGCUUCACCCAGAAGAGCUCCCUCAAUGUCCACAUGCGGCUGCACCGUGGAGAGAAGUCCUAUGAGUGCUACAUCUGCAAGAAGAAGUUCUCACACAAGACCCUGCUUGAGCGGCACAUGGCUCUGCACAGCACGGGCAGUGCCAUUAUGGGGCUAUCGGGGAGCGCCGUCAACCAGGGCCCUGUCUCCAUUCCCAUGCCGAUGGCCGUCCCGGAUCCCGGAGCAGGAGUGGUGGCCCUCGCCAUGCCCGUGAGCGGAGGUGCUGGAGUAGGGGCCGGGGUUGGAACAGGAGUGGGUGUAGCUGCAGAAGCGAGUUGCCAAGAAGGGACCACCUAUGUGUGCUCCGUCUGCCCUGCCAAGUUCGACCAAAUGGAGCACUUCAAUGACCACAUGCGAAUGCAUGUCUCCGAUGGAUAAGUACUAGUAGAUAAACUCCUUUCAAAAAGAAUGACAAAUAAAUGGCACUAGAUUUUCCUUUUCUUGUUUUGAGGUAUGAAGAGUAAUGAGUAUAGACACUGGCACAUUAAGUUUCCCAAAAAAAAAAAAAGAUUUUUUUUUUUUUUUUCUGUUAAAUCUAAAAGAAAAAAAAGAUGGUGGCCUUAAGGCUUAGUAGUUUGAUAUUGAUCUACUGGAUGGAUCCUAACUACAGGCCUCUAAAUGUAUGCUUUCCUAAAAUACUGAUUUAUGUGUUGAACACUACCGAAAGGCCUACGAAAGAAACACAUACACACAAACACACUUUUAGUGUAGUUUUGUAUGAAUGAAUAUACAUGUGCAUAUAUGUGUGAGCGUUUGUGCAUUUGUGUGUCUGUGUGUUUGCAUGUGUGUGUGUUUGCGCGUGUGUGUGUGUGUCUGUGUGUCUGUGUGUGUGUGUGUGUGUGUGUGUGUGUGUGUGUGUGUGUGUGUGUGUGUGUGUGUGUGUGUGUGUGUGUGUGUGUGUGUGUGUGUGUACAUUGCCAUGAAAAAUAAAUCAUGGCAGUUGUGAACCCAUACUGACCAGUUUGGAAACUUUAGAUGUCCAAGCUUACUGUGGUAUAAUUUACAACAAUAACAAAAAAGUCAUCUGGGGUCGGGCUAUAUAUUCCCUCUAAAAAUACUGACGGUCACAAGAUUGCCUUCUUCUGUAAAAUAAAAAAAGGAGAGUAGUUAAUUUGGUGAUGGGUUUAAUUUAUUCCUAUUGUAUUAAGGGAUUAUAAUGCAGCUGUUGUCAAGGUACCAAUUUCAAUCAUUUAUCUGAAAUGUGACUUCCUGUCCACUGGCGACCGGAACGAACAUUUCUCAUAUGUUUUGUAAUUGCUGUCCAUGCAUUUGAUGCUUCAGUUUACUAAAUUUGGGUGUGUUGAUCAGACAGUAUUAGAGCAAAAACAUGUUUCUUUUUUUCUGAAGUUUGGAGUUUAACUAAUUUGCAUACACUGCCACUAAUAUUUUAAACGACUGUUAAGGCUUGUAGACCUCUUCCAUUUGAAAACAUAAGAAAAAAAGAAAGAUUCUUUUGCUGACGGUUUGUUUUUAAAGCCUUUCACUUUCACAGUUAGGGCAGGCUGGCAUAUGUGACUAAACUCUCUCCUUCAUAAUUGCUGCUCUUCAACUUGCACCUGACUGUUAUGGGAUGUAGAUUCAAGAAAUAAUUUGUCAUAUUGUUGUUAUUUAGGAGUCUACAUGGUUAGCUAUCAAAUUGAUAAUCAAGUAAUAAUACCUAGUCAGGGGGUAUAUACACUGGAACAGUGUUAAAGAAGGAGGGAAUUAAUUUGAAUCAAAUUUGAAUUGGAAAUAAAUGCCAUCCUCAUCCUAGAGCCCCUGUCAAACAUGUUCAAUGCUGUUGCACAGCCAUUUGGGCAUGUGGGAGCUAAAUGCAUUGCUCUUCAUGUGUUUGCCCUCCCUGGAGGCUCAAACGGCAUGCAACCCAUUGAAAGGAAAACAAGUAGCUCCAUUGAAAUCACACUGUUUCCUUAUAAACCACACGUUCAGAUGGACUUUCUACACAAUAGUAUACAUUCCUGAUUUUUCUAAAAACAAUCUAGACACAUUAUGUACAGAAUAGAUUUUGGAAGCUAGUGCGAGCAAGUUGUCAUCACAUCACUUUAGGCUCAUUUCUGAUAUUUGAAUUGUUUUAUAAUUGCUCUCUACUCUAAAUUCGACUUACACACACACACACACACACACACACACACACAACUGCCUGCAACUGCAAUCCUGAAGGAUUUGCUCAUGUAUGUGAGCAACAACUUUGGUAGUUGUGUCGUUAAAAGAAUAACUGAGUACAGCAGUCUUAAAAAGACCCGCUGUGGAUAAAAAAAAAGUGCUAUUUUGCACAUUUUCUUAAAAUGCCUGUGCUUAAUAUUUAGUCAUUUUACUUAAACAAACUUUUAUGAUUUCUGUUUUUCAAUUUCAAAGGAAAAAAAGCAUUUUUUUUUAUCUUGAUAAGUGGACUGCAUUAUUUUCUUGCAUAUAUGUUGCACUGCUUAAACCAAUAAGUGCACUACUGUUAACAGAGAUAUUAUAGUUUUAGAAAAGAGGUUUUUUUUUUCUUAAAUCUAACAUUUGGUUGUAGAGUUCACAUGUAAUAGAAUAGCUUUGUUUCAAUUUAUUCAUUAAGUAAAUCAGCGGUUCUUGGCUUUUGUUAUUGCUUGCAGUAACCUACAGUAUAUUCUUGUGCCGUGUUAAUGCAAGCAUUUAUCUUUAUUUAAAUAUGUACCAUUACGUGUGCUCAUCUAUGGUUUCAAACCUUUGAACUCAUUCUUUUAUGGAGUCAGUUCCCUAUAAACGUCAUUGGAUUGCAUUUUUUUAGAAUCAAAGGAGAAUAUCCAAGCCAAACAACAUAAACAGUGAAACAAGAACAGUAAUAAUACACACAGCUCCUUUGGCGGAGGUUCUAAUAAUAACUAUUAUUAUAUGAUUAAUAAUAAUACAUUUAUAAUGUGUGUGUGUGUAACAUAAAUGAUAUGUGUGUCCUAGAACAACUUUGUGUGGGUUUAGAGGUGUGGGGAGGUGAUGGAAUGCAGCUUCUUUGAUAUCUGUGCGUCAGUUGUACACAGUUGUUUCCCUUCCUUAGUGUUUGUGUGUCAGUGAGUGUUUGUGUGUUUGGUAUAUAGCCUAAUCAAGCUGUUGAUAAGUGGAAUAUCUGAACUGUAGGGCUUCCUUUGCAAUAUGCAAUGCAGGUACUAUGAGAAGCAGCUCUCCAGACCUUUUGGGCUAUUAAGGCACCUGUGGCGUUUGUUCUGAGAUUUGACUCAAGCUGAGGUUGACACUGUUGAACUCAGAGUACAAUUUGAGGAGUUAUGUCUGGCAUUUGGAUGCUUAAAGUUAUUUUAACUGCUACUAAAGUACAGAUCCUUGUUGAGUGAGCUGAAGGGAAGUCUGUAGGUCAGUUUCCCCUCGGCUAAAAAGAAUCUAUUGACCACACAUGCGUAAACACACGUGAGGUCUGUCCGCAGUAAAAGUAGCACAUUAUUAAACAUUUGAUUGGGCCUGUGUCCUAUGGUGUGCAUAUAAGCCUAAACUGUAUGGUUCCUGUUUGUAGCUGUUGUUGCCAGGAUGGCAAUAUUGCUGCAUGCUAGUGCUAUAUUUGUCUCUACACAGCACGUGGAGGGUAAUCUCAUGCCUUAACAGACAAUGCACUAAAAAGAAUAUGUAAGCAACUGCCGAGAUCUCUUUUCCAACAGUACUGCCACACAUACGGCACACAGCUCAUUGUGUUGAUGUUUGUUGUCUGUUCAGUACCGAGUUAAACACUGCCAAUCUAACAUCAUCACUUCUUCGAAAGCAAAGGCAGAGACAUUGAUUGAAUCGUUUCAGUGUAAUGUUUGUAUUCAGUGAUCUAGCAUUCCUUCAUGGCACCUAAAUUUUACAUAUUUGUGUAAACACAUAUAUCAAAUGCACUAUUGACUGUAGCUAGAUGAGUACAACCAGCUUUGUGGUAUCAUUGGUCUAAAUAGUAGGUUAAGUAGCUCGAUGUUGGUUUUAUGAAAUAUUUGAUUUCAGAACUACACUAUCAGUCGUUUCUCUAUCUUUUUUUUUUUUUUUUUUUUGGAAUAACAAAAGUAGCCAAUCUCAACAUUAUCUGGAUGAGGGCUAAUAACUCGUCCCAUUGUCAGUUGACUUCUUGUAUCAUAAGGUGUUUGAUAGCAGACCAGGCUCAGAAGAGGGAAGGAACCCUUCUCUCCAGUGUGUCAUUUACGUGCUUUAGCAUUACCCAGGCUUUUUCCCCUGUUGCAUUAGCAUCACAUGCUCUUCACUGUUCAUAGUUAUAUAUUCCUUAUACUGCUUCAGCUACUCGUGGUGGUGCUUAAUUCUCUUUUCUCUCUCAGUGUUGCAGAAAGUCGGUUGAAAACUUGUUGAAAAGUCGCAACAUUAUCCAGAAAAUGAGUCCUUCUCUCAAUAGUGCUUCUUCUAGUUGUUAGUUUAAGAAAAAAAAAAAAGUCUAGACUUUAUGUUUGCAAAGUGUUCGCAUAUUUUCCAGAACAAAACAUAUUAAAACGUAGAUAAUAGCCUUGAGCCUGCAGCUGUUUGUAUUGUGUUUCAAAUAUAUUACUGUUCAUGUUUUGUUUAUCUUAGUGUAGAGACACAGGGUCUACAGUACAUUGUUGUCCUUCUUGCAGUAUGUUUAAUUCAUCGUUAUACUUAUUUAUUUCAGGCUUCCUCCUGCUUUUUGUCAUGGUGAUCAUAGUGCUGUUGUUUAUACAUACAUAGCUUCACGCAGCUGGAUAACAGUCAGUUUUUAAGUCAUAUUUCACAUUGUACUAUAUAUGCUUAUAUGCUUUGCAUUGAGAUGAAAACAAGGAAUUGGAGAAAUGGUAAUGGUGAGGGUCAUGUCGAGUACGGAACAGGUUCAUUUUAUUCUGAUAAGCAUGCCAUGCGUCUGUCUCCCUGUUUGUCUUUCAGUCCAUCUCCACACAUUCAAAGUCAGAUUUUUUUAUUUAAAGCUUGAAGAAAGUCACAAAGAGUAGAAUACAGAAAACACCAGUCAGAUAAUACUUUACUGCAUCUUUGGCCUUCUACAGUACACAUAAGAGUGAAAUAUCGUACAAAUAUACUAUAUAUAUUAUUGUAUCACCGUCUUCACACCGAUGAAGAAUACAUUCUCAGAUAGUUUGAUAAAGACAGAAUUGCAGCCAGAGUAUACAGAACCUUGUGGGAUAUAGGGAAUAUGCCUAUCAAGUGCCUAUCAGUACAUACAGCAACUAUACAGAAUAUUCAUAGUUUUUCUCUCCUACAUUGCACAGAUACAGUUUAUACACAAUGGUCUAUUAUAAAUAAACUAUUUAUACUAUUACUGCUAAGACCUGCUGGUUGUGAGUGCAUCCUAAGAGAACCCUUUAAAAUACCUGAAAUCAUCUAUUCAUAUACAGUUAAAGCUACAUCUGUGAGUUUUAUUUUUUAUCUUACAUCUAUACAGCUCGGAGGAUUCAAAGAUAUAAAAUGCAAUCACAUUUCAUCUCUGAAGGAAAUAUAUUAAUAGAGCUAGAACAUUGAAAUUGUAACCGGAAAAAUAUAACUAGGACAUUUUAAAAUUGUAAGAUCUUUUUUUUAAGGCUGCUCUUUCCUUGCUUUCUUUUUUUUUAAACAUGGCUUUUUUUUUCUUUUUUUUUUGCUGUUUGCAAACAAGCCAUGUGCUGUACUGUAUGUUGGUGCGGGGACAAGGGCAGUGGCGCUUUGUGAACAGCAGAGGGGGCCAAAUUCGCCUGGACGAGUUGGAGUUAACCCUCCAUAAUGUGGCUAUCUUUAAUCUUAUUGGUAAUUAAUUCCAUUCUCCUGAUGGCCACAUACAUCACUUUAACUAAUUUCCAAAAUGUAUCCGAUAAGCAUAGCAGUGUUCUCUUCCAUUUGCACUUACUGUCAAAGAUUAAUAAAGUCUUUGCAGACUGCCGGAGCUGGCAGCCGCUUCAAUAGUUCUCGGAGUACACCGAGUUCUCUCUGACCUUGAUGAUGGUCCCUGCCCAUUUCCCCACAAUGAUCAUUCAAGUUUUUAUCUUAUCUGAUCACCUUUAUGCUUAGGUACAGCUUUUAAUAGUAAAGGACAAGCAAUGAGCAACCUUAAAAAGAGAAACUGUCCAUUGAAUGUUAGACAGACAGAUAUUUAUAUCUACACAGAGGCAGAUUGAGAUUAAGACAUUUAAAGUUUUGUCAAAGGAAGAAACACACAAAGUAUUCCACGCUCUCGAAGUGUUUGGUUUAACAACAUGGAGUCCAAACUAAGAGAUAAUAGAGUACAAUAAAAACCAAUAAUCAAGUUUCAGGACGAGUGGCUGCGAGAUAAAAGGUUUUGGGAUGGCUGAUUAUUCGGUCCCCUGUGGACUAAUUACCACAGUUUUCUCUCUAACCUUCCCCAGCCUAGUUACUGUGCCAAAAUUAGGGGUAAAAAAAAAAAAAACACUUUUGAAAUGAUACCCCUAUUGUUUAAUUUGAUAAGGAGAACAACGGUAAAAGAUAGAACAUUAAAAUCAUUGUUUUAAGUAAGAGGUUUCUGUAGAAGCUAUAAAAUGAACAUGAUACCAUGAAAAGGAAACAUAUGUCACACCAAGAGCAAGUGAUUGCCUUUAUUUUGAAUCUUUUAAUCCUCCAUCUAACAUAGUUUUCCAGUAAAUGGGAGAAAACAGCUAUGAUUAAAAAAAAAAAGAGCACAUUUUGAAGGCUUGGAUUCAUAUACAUUUUAAGUGAAGAUGAAGCAUGAAUAUUAUAGGCAAUGAGAUAUAGCUAGUCCCUGUCAUCCAACUGUCACACACAACAGCAUCUGUUCAGAUCUUACAGUCAAACAUGCAGACUCUGUUUUGAUUUUGAGCUUUAAACACACACACGCACAGAAGCAGCUGUUCAGAUUUUCAAGUACAACACAGCUAAGCUAAGCUACAACAACAUUUAGAUUAUAUUAUUUCUUUCUCCCAACAUGCAGUUCAUAAAAACCCUGAUGUGGUUCAGCAUUAAGCGUCAUCAUCAGGAGUCUAUCAGUGCACAUGAAGCAUGCAGUCCUGCCUCACAGCCUCUUCCUGCAGGUGGGCUGGCUUUGUUUUUGAUGGAGCACAAACUAUGUUUUGAGUGUCCCCUGAUAACACACUUUCUUUAUCAUUUUUUAAUCACAAUUGUUAGGAGACUGAGGCUUUUGAAGACUAAACAUCGAGGCCUCUUUGUGUUUCUGGAGUCUCUUUUUCAGCGUGGUCCUGCUAAAUGAGAGGUUUAGUUACAAAGUGUGCAGCAGAGUAACAAAAAAAAACAAAAAAAGCAUUCCUGUUUUAAGUCCAGAGCAUUCCAACUCCUAUUCUGGCACUCGUUUUCCACAGUGAACUAGCCUGACAUUAAGCAGGAUUUCCAGCGCUUCAUCCUUUUACAGAUCUGUUGGAUGUUUGGUUAUGUAGUAGCAAACAAUGCCCAUCACUUCAAAGUUGAAACGAUAUAUAUUUCCCUGAAGAAGACCAUUUUCUAAAAUCUCACAUAGCUUUUUAUUCAAAUUUCAACAUGCUCGUAUGGCCUGGUUUUAUAGACAACAUGCACUAUGCUAACACUGUAGGUCUCUUUUUUACAAUGCAAAAAAUGUCCCGUUAAAAGAUAUCAAUCGUAUCGCUGUAAUGUUCCUUAAGGGGCUGUUGGUGGUUCAUUUGAAAACAGGGGGCCAUGCUAAUCAUUAAAGGUUAAACAAAAAUUAACUUUACUAGACAAUGUUUGUGUUCACAAACCAAAGAAGGGUUAAGAUCAUUUAAGUUUUAUCUUUUCUAUGUGUGUGGGGUUCCUGCCAUCGGGCUAGAUUGCUACAGUUUUAAUUUGUUGUGUUUUGUUUUUUUUCAAUGUUUUUCUUCUCAUUGCGGGGUGCUUGUGAAAAUGCAUCUGUGUGUUUUGUCUUUCGAUCAGUUGUUCAUAGAUUUGUGUUUUUUUUUGUUCAUUUGCCUAUUGUAGACCAAAAUAGAAUUCUUCUUUUUUUUUUUUUUUUAUAAGAAAUGCAACAAAAUGAAAAAAUGUAAGUGGACACAGUAGCUGUGAUGUAAACUAUCGCAUGUGACGACAUGUUUAAGAUUGUAAAUGUUGCAUCGUUUCUCUCACAAAACAUCAUACUCAGUAAUCAUCAGUUAUGUCUUCUAUACACACGUUUAGCAAAUCAGUGUAAACCUGUUCACCUUCACACAUUGCUUCUCAAUCGUUUUUUUUUUCGUUUUUUUUUCUUCAGAUACCGGCACCGUGUGAUAUUUUAAGGCUGUCCCUGAAAUACUAAUCUGACGUUGUGACCUAGAGUACAUUUAGCCAUUUAUACUUGAGAUGGACCAAGAUGUUAAGUUUGCACAUAUUUGUAGGUUGUUGUUGUAAGCCAAAAAUGAAAAAAAAAGAGGAAAGAGCGUAAAGAUACUUUCAGCAGCUUCAGUCAAAUCCGGCUGAGCUUCUCAAAAGUCUUUCCCGUUCACUGAAAAGUCAAAGCAUCAGAGCCAGCCAUCAGCACACGAUGAGAACAAAUCCAAACCAAACUGUAACCUGGAUUCAAACAGCACUAAUCCACAGUGAGAACAAGAUGAUAUAUUUUUCUAAUCACACAUCAUCUGUAAGCAGAAUGUAAACCAUUUGGCAAAAAUUGGGCAAUAUUUUAUUACUGUACGGUCUAAUUCAAGGCGAAUCUGCUGUAUUUUUUCAUCCUUUGUGUUCAAAUAGGAAAUUGAAUUACUGUAAAUCAGGCAAUUUUUUUUUUGUACCUGGAGUGAAGACACAAUUUCUCAAACAUUGACAGUACAAAUCCGACAUCACGUGUGUCCUAAUCAAAGCAGCUUAGGUUUUGUUUUUCAUCCGGCGUUCAGGCUUUUUGCUGCCAUAUCUUGUAUGUAGAUGCUUUUGUAAAACAUGCACUUGAGUUGAACUUUGAGAUGUGCUUAUAAAUAUGUGUAUAUUUUGUUAGGCUUCUAUUUUUGUUGGCCUACGAUGGCUUGAUAUUUUAUUAUUUCCCUUAUUAAAGAAACCUUCUCCUUUCUCGUUCUAAACUUGGCAGAGGUGGAGCUGUUGUAGUAAAGGUAGUUAACAUCCCAACUAAGCAACCCUGAAAUAUAUGCUGCAGUAAUGUAUUUUCAGUUUGUUUUUUGAUAAUUUAUGCUCCAAGUUGGUUUGUAUUUUAUUAUUAUUAUUGUUAUGACACAAGCUUGUUUGAAAUGUAUUGACUGCUGUUUUGAAAUAGGGGAUACAUUUUUUUUAAUGUAUGUGCAAGGACGUUUUUAUAAUAUGAUUUGUCAAACACUGGACUGGAGUGAGUUUUUCAACAUUUCCAAGUUGAGAGAUGUAUUUGACAGACAUAGCUGCACAGACAACACCCGCGAGCACAGAUAUGAGCUGACACACACACACACACACACACACAAAAUAAAAACACACACACAUCCUCCCAGCUGUACAGCGGAGGGAGACUAAAAAUGGCCAACAUCCUCCCGCUUAAAAAACGAGGAGUAUUUGAGACGUAAGAAGUUCAAACAUUUCCUUUCUGCUGGAUUAAUGCAUUGAUUGGGUGCUGGGUGAUGUGUUAGGAAAUAUUUAUUAGGGGUUUCCCUCCAAAUAGUUGCAUGGCAUCCAGUGGUGACAGAUAUUUUUGUUUCUUUUCUGAAAAAAAAAAAAAAAAAAAAAAAAAAAAGUCAGAAGAUUUGUAAAGGGAUACCACUUGACAGCUCUCCAGUUCUAGAAAUCAGCUGGUGUGUUGUUGCUAUGGUCGAGCAGAUUGAACAGUUCAUUACACCAACCACCACUUCUCAAACCAGAAAAGAGAUUUGCACUAGACUUAUUUUGGUCGUCUUCUAUCAAAAGCAAUAUAAUUCACUCAACACAUUUUUAAACCAUAGUAUGUGAUGGUAGUGUCACAUCAUGACAAUGCUGAGUAGCUGGUGAUAUUUGACUCGUUCUGAUUAUUUUUUUUUUGUAUUUAGAGGUACAGAAUCAGUCACCUUUUUAAAUGCACAUGACAUCCACACCUUGUUUUUCCUUUUUGUUUUGUUGUGUUUGAACCCAGCAGUACCCGGGGUAUUAGUGUCCAGAUUUGAGCGGCAUUAAAACUGUUGUUUCCUCCUGUGAUUGUUUUGGACAAAUCAAGACGCUCUUACAGAUCUGUUAAGUGAGAGACGUAGGAGGGAAGGAAUCCAUUUUUUUUCCCCCCACUCAGUCAAAUUGUCUUCAUCACGACAUAUUUCAAGCUAAAACACAAAUACCAAAAGAUAAACCCAGCUGGCACACCUUUCCCUUAAAAAAAAACAAACAAAAAAAAAAAAAAACCACACUCGUCUUCUCUGCAUAUUUUGGUCACUCUUUUUCGGGGAUGUUACAUUAUUAAAAAUGCUUUAAAGUGAUAAUAAAAAUAAAUUCAAAAUGCACCUUUUUGUGGUUUUAAACACAGCGUCAUUUGGCCACGUACGUAGAGAAUCCACCAAAAUGUAUCAUAACUUCAUCCUUUUUCAACGAGGUCAUUCACAACAGCAGUAAAUAUUGACCUGUCGAUAUUUUGUUCAGUGGAUACGUGUAAAAAGAUUUCCAAUAAUUCACAAACAGCAAACCUUCACCAUUUUAUCUGGAUGUAGUAGCUUUUCCUGUUUUUCACCGCUUCGUGGUGUUGUUGAAAGAUGUUGCGGUUUGUCUAAAUAUGUUGCGUGUUAGAGGAAGCAUAAGUAUGUGCCUUCUUGUAAUCUCCUUGGUGAGCUUGUUAUUAUUGAGAAGCUGAAGCCAGCCAAUUGUGUUUGCACUAAAACCAAAUUGCUUUUGUGAUGUAGACUAUUUAAGCAAGCUUGUUGCGUCACUUUAACCGUACAGUAUGCAUGAGGGUGAAAUUGGUAAGUCUAGGGCUAGAGCUCUCAUCUGUUGACCUGUAAACCAGUGCAGCUUAGAGGAUCUUGUGAAUAUAUCUUGGCUUAGUUUCGCAUUCAGUUUUUCAAUUCCAUCUCCUUAUUCAUCCAGUUUGUCACAAUUUCAACAGUUAGAAAAAAAAAAUAAGAAAAAAAAAUCAUGAAAAAAGCAAAUAACACAUACCAUGAAUACAAUACAGCUUUUACUUUCACAUGCCACAGUUUGAUCGAGUCACACACCUGCAGUAGAGAUAUUCAUGUCUCUGAAUCCAUGGGAAUGCAUGAGUAUACGAGGUCGCCUCAAGACUUUUGGUCAAAUGAUUUUAGGUUGUUUUUUGAAAAUCUGUAUUUAUUACAUAUUUUGUUGACAUCUGAGAAAGGCCUACAUGCUUUGAGUCUUACAAAUGCACCUUAUUCAUGUCGGUCCAUGUGGGGGAAAGAAAGAGAAAGAGGCUGGCAAUGUAAUAUCUCUGAUUUAGCACCUUACUACACAGCAUGUUUUCACUUUAUGCCAGUUUAGCUAUUCUUCCAUAUGUAUGAUUUCAAAAAUACAAUCUCAUCUUUUGUGAAAUUGUUUCAUGGGAUGUGCCAAAGUUUGGAGGCGAUCUCACAAGUGUUUAUGCUUAUCAUUUUCUUUUCCUCCUCCUUCAGUUAUAGCAAUGGUAUGUCAAAACUUUCCUAUAACAGUGUGUGGAAUCAAUUUAUCUCAGCAAACAGUAUCAUUACUUGCCAUUUUACAAUAAGCCCUGUAUUUCACAUAUAUUUACCAGUGAUGUGUAUUUGUUAUUAUAAAGAAAAUAGCCGUAAAAGCUUCAUUAUGUUACAUAAUAUUGUGACUUUUUUCGAAAAACUGUGAAGACUUAUCUUGCAUAUACUUUAUACAGAAGUAUUAAGCCUUAAUACAAAAGACUAAAAAAAGUGUGGAAGAAUAAACUGAUUGUUGCUAAGUAAGGAUGAUUUUUGUAAAUGUUACCAGCACUUUUUUUGUAAUUUUCACUCUCUGAGGUAUUGUACAAGUUCAAGCUGUUUGUGAAGUUUGAUUAUGAAGGAAUAAAAACUAGUACUUUCCUGUACUUCACAGAAA